ACUCCAUGACUCUCGCCUCGCUCGACUAUUUUCUAUGUUGUUUUGAUUGUUUUCGUUUGUAGUGGUAACACUCAACACUGGUCAAACUUUUAGGUUAUAAAGGUUAUACGCAUAUUUUUAUUUCUUGCUUGCGAGACACAUUAUUAUCAUGAAUGGAUUCUGGUUCUGAAAACAGUUUUGCUUGGACGGACACGUCAAGUGACAGUUUCAAUAGCAGUUCCAAGGAUGCAGCGGAGGUUGACUCACUAUCAUUUAAGAAAGGUGGUCUCAACAGUCAUCACACAAUGAAAAAUAAAGAAAAGAACAGGAUAAACAAAAAUGAGGAAGAGUGUCAAAUAAAUAUAAAAAAAGAAAAUAGUGAAGUAAGCAGCAACAGUAGCCAUAAGAAGAAAAAGAUAAAAUUAGAACCAGAUAGUGAUACUGACAAAAACAAGAGAAAUAAUAGAGUAAAUGACUUUGAAAUCAAUGGAAAUCAACAUGAAUCCCAGCAAUCUGGCCCGUAUGAUGAAACUUUUCUUGACAUGAAAGUCAAGCAGGAAGAAUCAACUGUUACAACAAAGAAAAAAAAGAGCAAAAAGAAAAGGCGAUGUAGUGUUGAUAGUGAUGUUUCAACAACUUCUACUAAGUUAAGAGGCAGAACCAAUAAUGAACUUAAUAGCAACAGCAGCUAUAGCAAUUUACCAGAAUCUGAGCCAGAAAGUGGGAAAACAAAAUCAAAAAAAAAGAAAAAGAAGUCAAAAGAAAUUUGUCACAAAAGUGAUGAAGACAUUGAAGACAAACUUGAAAUAGGAGAAACAACAAUAUGCAAACAAGAUGUUAGCUAUGCAACUCAGAAUAAUCAUAGCAUAGUGAAUCAUAGUCUUGUAACAGAUAAUCAUUCAAUGGAAGAUGAAAGUGAUGAGAGUGGUUGUAAUGAAAUAUCAGCUAUCAAAUGUGAUACUGAUACAACUCACACCAUUUCAUUUAUCAACAACAGUACUACUAGUAAGAAUCCCAAAACAGUUUCUUUGAAUAUAACAGAGCCUACCAAAGAGAGGACACCAAGAAUAUCAGAGAGGAUAUUGUUUGAAUCUGAAGAUGAUGACAACAUGGAGGAUAGUACAAAAUGCGGUGAUGAUUACAACAGUAAUCAAAAUAUGAAAAAAACAAAACAAUUCCUAAAAGGAAAUCCAAACUUAAAGCUUGUUUCAGAAAAAAAUUAUACUAAUCUCACUCAAGAUGAUGAAAUAUGGAUUCUUAAGUGCCCAAAAGAAAUUGAUAUAAGAAGUUUUGCUGGGAAAAAUAUCAAUUUCCAUGGAAAAUGUAAAAUUAAAUUUGAUGGUCAAACUUAUGAUGGGAACGCUGAAGGAGAUAUUCAAUCAAAUACUGUUACUGUAUUAACAAUGGAACACAAUAAAUAUAAAAUUAAAAACUUGCCUCUAAAUGGUAUAAUAGGGUUACGUAAAAGGAUCCCUAAAGCACAGUUUCAUGACGAUAAUGUCAUGGUUAACAAUCAAACAAAUUUCAUACCACUUCCUGAAACAAAAUGUCGCCAUCCUCUUUUUGGUUCCAACUAUAAAAAGGCUUUAAAGAUACCGGCAUCCAUUGCGGAACGUUUAAUCAUGCAAGAUAGUAUAGAAGCUCCCUUAAAAGCUGAAAAGAGGAAAAAAAAGAAACACAAGUCAGAUAAAAAUGCAGUAGACCAAGAGACUCCAGAAACACAAGAAGGAAUCAUGAAGAUAGAACCAGACAUUACAAUAGAUGCAAGUGAAAAGAAGAAGAAAAAGAAACGGAAGAUCUCAGAUGAUGCAGGUCCUGCACCAAAGAAGUUGAAGAGAAUAAAACAUGAUCCAGAAUCUGCAGAGGCUUGGGAGUCAGAGAAAGCAAUUGAAGAAAACCUUUUUAAUUUUUGAUAAAUAUGUUAAUGUUGAAC
Messenger RNA from Trichoplusia ni (cabbage looper), 1912 nucleotides. RefSeq lists its product as uncharacterized. Bases 153 to 1892 code for a protein of 579 amino acids. Gene Ontology annotation, biological process: transcription by RNA polymerase I. The transcript is spliced from 2 exons. Lineage: Eukaryota; Metazoa; Arthropoda; Insecta; Lepidoptera; Noctuidae. The record is from RefSeq and is a predicted model, not a curated record.